CCAGACCUACAUUCUGGACUGGAGUCAAGAUAGGCACUGAAACAGCGACCGACUGCAACACGCCUUGUCACCAGCUCCUCCCGAACCAUCGCCGAACACGCCCGGAGGCGCCUGAUCCUCCGCGAUGGUUCUCCAAGACCUCGGCCGUCGCAUCAAUGCGGCGGUCACCAAUCUCACGCGCGAGCAGAACCUCGACGAAAAGGCCUUUGACUCGAUGAUCAAGGAGAUUUGCUCGGCCCUCCUCGAAGCCGACGUCAACGUGCGCCUUGUCGGCCAGCUGCGCAAAUCCAUCAAGAGCACCGUCAACUUCAAAGACCUCCCCCCCGCCGUCAACAAGAAGCGCCUCAUCCAAAAAGCCGUCUUUGACGAACUCGUCAAGCUUGUCGACCCGCACGCGGAGCCGUUCAAGCCGAAAAAGGGCAAGCCCAACGUCAUCAUGUUCGUCGGUCUGCAGGGCGCCGGCAAGACGACCACGUGCACCAAGCUCGCCCGCCACUACCAGACCCGCGGUUUCCGCUCAUGCCUCGUCUGCGCCGACACGUUCCGAGCCGGUGCUUUUGAUCAGCUGAAGCAGAACGCGACCAAGGCCAAGAUCCCAUACUACGGCUCCCUCACGGAGACGGACCCUGCCGUCGUCGCCCGCGCCGGUGUCGAGCAGUUCAAAAAGGAAAAGUUCGACGUCAUCAUCGUGGACACGUCGGGUCGCCAUCGACAAGAAUCGGCGCUGUUCCAGGAAAUGGUGGAUAUCCAGACGGCGAUCCGGCCCGACGAGACCAUCAUGGUGCUGGACGCGUCGAUUGGCCAGCAGGCCGAGUCGCAGGCCAAGGCGUUCAAGGAAGCGGCCGACUUUGGAGCCAUCAUCAUCACCAAGACGGACGGCCAUGCGCACGGUGGCGGCGCCAUCUCGGCGGUCGCAGCGACGCACACGCCCAUCGUCUUCAUCGGCACGGGUGAACACAUGCUGGAUCUGGAGCGGUUCGCGCCGCAGCAGUUUGUGCAGAAGCUCCUGGGCAUGGGCGACAUGGCCGGGCUCGUGGAGCACGUGCAGAGCCUCAACCUCAACCAAAAAGACACGAUGAAGCACAUCCAGGAGGGAAUCUUCACGGUCCGGGACCUGCGGGACCAGCUGUCCAACAUCAUGAAGAUGGGGCCGCUGUCCAAGAUGGCCGGCAUGAUCCCGGGCAUGAGCGGCAUGAUGCAGGGCAUGGACGACGAGGAGGGCAGCGCCAAGCUGAAGCGCAUGAUUUACAUUUGCGACUCGAUGACGGACAAGGAGCUGGACUCGGACGGCAAGAUCCUCAUAGAACAGCCCAGCCGGAUGACAAGGAUAGCGCGGGGGUCGGGCACGUCGGUGCGCGAGGUCGAGGACCUGCUGACGCAGCAGCGGAUGAUGGCGGGCAUGGCCAAGAAGAUGGGCGGCAACAUGAAGAACAUGCAGCGGGCGCAGCAGGCCAUGGGCGGCGGCAACAAGGCGCAGCAGAUGGCGGCCAUGCAGAAGCGGCUGCAGAGCAUGGGCGGCGCGGGCGGCGCCGGGGGCAUGGGCGGCAUGGGCGGCAUGGGCGACAUCAUGAAGAUGCUGGGCGGAGGCGGCGGCGGGAUGCCGGACAUGGGCAACCUACAGGCCAUGAUGAAGCAGAUGGGCAUGGGCGGCGGGAUGCCGGGGAUGCCAGGGGCUGGUGGCGGCGGACGCGGGCGCAGGUAAUGGCGGCCCGACCGACGUGAACGGAUACGCAUGAGGAGGGUAUGUGGGUGCGAAGAAAUUGUUUGACGAGACGAGACGACGGUAGACGGGGGAUGGAUGGUCAUUGAUACGAGCAUUGGGACCGGCGUUGGGGCGAGGAACUGCGCAACGAGCCACGACGGCUCUUGGUUGAACAAAACAAGUCAUGCAAGCACAGCUACUCUGUAUACGAGAGGCUCGCCGCCUCGUUGUCAGCACUGUAAACGGAGGAUUGUGCCACGGCUGGUGACGACGAUAUGCGGCCAUGGGGACACAAUGAGUAGGUGCCCAGCCAGACAGACAGCCGUGUGGGUCAAUUUGGUGUGACAUCAAUUUGGACUUGUUGAACAAGCAUAACAAGCUUGAUCUGAAUUCUCUUUGUUCCCCGGCAGCUGCGGCGUUGACACCCUGAGCCUUGGGUGAUUGAGAGG
Messenger RNA from Purpureocillium takamizusanense, 2151 nucleotides. RefSeq names its product Signal-recognition-particle GTPase (gene SRP54). The transcript is spliced from 2 exons. Gene Ontology annotation, molecular function: ATP hydrolysis activity; endoplasmic reticulum signal sequence receptor activity; 7S RNA binding. Gene Ontology annotation, cellular component: cytosol; signal recognition particle, endoplasmic reticulum targeting. Gene Ontology annotation, biological process: SRP-dependent cotranslational protein targeting to membrane; SRP-dependent cotranslational protein targeting to membrane, translocation. The record is from RefSeq and is a predicted model, not a curated record. Lineage: Eukaryota; Fungi; Ascomycota; Sordariomycetes; Hypocreales; Ophiocordycipitaceae. Bases 125 to 1702 code for a protein of 525 amino acids.